CGCAGCUCCAGAGACAGACACACAGAGUAGAAAGCUCCGAGGAGGAGACAUGAACUCCCUCUGCUCCCUGUGAAGGUCUAAAAACAUUGGUGCUGAGCUGUUUUUGUGUGCGCCUUCACUGCAUCGUCAGUCAUGCACGUGACAUCUCAGCUGCUCAGGGGUUUGCCCCGCUCCAAGGUCUUGGCCUCCACUCUGUUACCAUGCCAACAGCACCGGUCCCAAUCAGCACAGCGACCCGCCUCCAGACGGUUGCAGGGUCACCAGCACUUACGAAGUUACCAGACUUCCGCCGUGCUAUGGAGCUACAUCCUCUCCCCACCACAGGUCAACUCCAUUCUCAAAGCCAACGAGUACAGCUUCAAGGUGCCAGAGUUUGAUGGGAAGAAUGUAUCGGCCGUAAUGGGAUUCGAGAGCAACCAGUUGCCAGCCAACGCUCCCAUAGAGGACCGUCGCAGUUCGGCCACGUGCCUGCAGACACGAGGAAUGCUGCUGGGUGUGUACGACGGCCAUGCUGGCUGCGCCUGCGCUCAGGCACUCAGUGAGAGGUUGUUUUACUACAUAGCAGUGUCUCUGCUGCCCCACGACACACUGUGUGAGCUGGAGGCGGCGGUAGAGUCCGGCAGGGCCCUCAGUCCCAUCCUGCAAUGGCACAAAAGCCCCAAUGACUACUUCAGCAGGGAGGCUCAGACUCUCUACUUCAACAGCCUGCGGACCUACUGGCAGGAGCUGAUCGAUCUAACCAGCCCGGGGGAGAUUCCAGACACCCGGGAGGCUCUGCUGAAUGCAUUCAAGAGGCUGGACAAUGAUAUUUCUCUGGAGGCUCAGGUUGGAGACCCGAACGCUUUCCUGCACUACUGGGUUCUGAGAGUCGCCUUUUCUGGAGCGACGGCUUGUGUGGCUCACAUCGACGGAUCAGACCUGUUUAUAGCCAAUACAGGAGAUGCUCGGGCGGUGUUGGGGGUGCAGGAGGAGGAUGGCUCCUUCAGCGCUCACACGCUCUCUAACGACCACAGCGCCCAGAACGAGGACGAGAUGGCUCGGAUAAGAGGGGAACACCCUCCAUCGGAGAGAAAGACCGUUAUAAGACAGGACCGGUUGCUCGGCCUCCUCAUGCCGUUCCGUGCGUUCGGGGACGUGAAGUUCAAGUGGAGCAUCGAACUGCAGAAGCGCGUGUUGGAGUCUGGACCCGAUCAGCUCCAUGAAAACGAACACACCAAGUUCAUCCCACCCAACUAUCACACACCACCGUACCUGACCGCCGAGCCUGAGAUCACGCACCACAAGCUGCGGCCACAGGAUCGCUUCUUGGUGAUCGGCUCUGACGGCCUCUGGGAGACCCUCCACAGACAGGAGGUGGUCCGCGUUGUGGGCGAGUACUUAACGGGGGUGCACCAGCGUCAGCCUCUCAAAGUCGGAGGCUACAAGGUCACCCUGGGACAGAUGCAGGGGCUCCUCGACGAGAGGAAGGCUAGAGUUUCUUCGUCUUUCGAGGAUUACAACGUAGCGACCCAUCUGAUGCGUCACGCGGUGGGAAACAACGAGUUUGGCACGGUGGACCACGAGAGGCUGUCAAAGAUGCUGUCUCUGCCCGAGGAGCUGGCUCGCAUGUACCGUGAUGACAUCACCAUCAUCAUCUCUCAGUUCAACCCCCAUGUGAUCGGAGCACAGAGACAGGAAGGGCAGUCCUGAGCUGGGUUCACACUGACGAGUACACACACUCGUGUAAAUGUGUACAGCAGAUCUACACGUAAGCAGACACUGUGGACAAACUAAGUUGAUAUCUGAAUUACUUAGUUUUAUCUCUAUUUAUGUACAGAAUUUGUAUGUUUUUAGACAUUACUACAGCUGAUCCAGUUUCUUAUGUUAAGUUAAAGAUCACCCUUUAAAAGUCUGGAUGGAGAUCUCUUACACAACAUGUUAUUUAUUACUAUAAUCUCUAUCAGAGUUUCAUACAUGCUCAUGAGCGAGGCUAAGAAGAAGCCGUUUCGAAUGGAUUCUUGUGCCAAAAGAUUCGACCUCCCACUUCUGAAAGUGCAGUUGAAAAUAUAAAUUCCAAAGAGGGUGAAGGUUGGGACUUGAGAGGGAAGAGGCCUUGUGGCGCUGACUCAAACUGGUCUGUGCUACGAUAAUAAGACACUCUCAUCUUCUGCUAUCUGGUUUUGACACAAACAUCCCAGGCAAAAUCCUUUUCACUCUGUGGGGCUGUUUCUGCGUCUGAGGGAUCGAUGUUACAACAGAUGUUACAUAUGAGACUAAUAUCAUUCAAACAUACACUUUUUAUUAAGUAUUUUUCCCUGGAGUGGGUAUUUGGAUGAUGAUGUUGACACACUGGAUUUCCUGUGAAACAACGUUUAAUAGGACAUUCAUAUCCAUAUUGGAUCGACGGUGUAGAACCCACAAUGCAUCUGAUUUAAAAAAAAAUACCCUUCAAUUUAAGUUGAAAAAUCACAGUGAAGGGGUUUCAGGCCUGUGUGGAUCCCAAGAUGUGUUUCAAGAUAAAAUAUCACAUUAAAUAAUCCUGUUACACAAAUGUUUGCUUCUUAAAUAUACAGAAAUACUUUGACCUAUUUGGGUGUUUUAAAAAUCCUUUUAAAUGAAAUAACUGAGAUGGAAUGUGGUUCAGCUGCUUACACCCAAUGUUCGGAGCAGGCUAUAACCUGUGAUGAGCAAAGCAAAUAGACGGCGCUUCCUUUUUAGAGGGUCUCGAGGCAAAAAGGUUGAACCACUGAGCUGGAUUUCGUUCUUGUUGCGAACCCAGUGGGCUGGAGUCAAAUAUUCACAGUACGAGUCCUGAACUCCAUCACUAUAAGCAGACUGAUGUACUGGGCUUUUCUGUGAGACUAUCCUGUGAUUAUUGUCGGGCUUGUUUGGUAAAAAAAGUAGGAACAAAAUGAAGUAUUGUCCAUUACUUCUUUGGUUGGAGAGUCGGUUGUAGAUGGAAAUCAGUGCAUGUGUUAGUGAACCUCUGAACUGACUUACUGAAGCUUUACCCCAGUCAGGGCAUCUGGUUACAGCAGCAGCGAUGCUUCAUCUUCUGAGGGGUUGGAGUAAAAGAAAUUUCUUGUCCAAGCUCGUUUGGGUUAAAAGGGACUCCUGUUGCCUUAUGUUAUUUUCCUGGCUGGUUAUUCUAUAGGCUGUAUGAAUAACCUUUUCUUACAGAUUUAAUUAUUCCUGACAGCAGCAGCGGUGAACGUAUAGAAGCCGACCACACUCCUCUCUCUCUCCAGUUUAACACUUUUCACAGGGACUUGUUUUGCGCCCAAACGAGAAUGUAAAUGUUUGCAUCGCGCUGUUUGAAUAUUAUUAAAGAUAUUUUAUUAAGCUUGAGUGUUACGUUACACAAGUUCAUCUGCAGUUUUAUGUAUAAAUUGUAACUUAUGUGGAUUAAGUUUUGUAUAUGGAGCAGUUUAAUAAAACACUGAAUACUCA
Molecule: messenger RNA, 3429 nt
Organism: Limanda limanda (common dab)
Lineage: Eukaryota; Metazoa; Chordata; Actinopteri; Pleuronectiformes; Pleuronectidae
Gene: pdp1
Product: pyruvate dehydrogenase phosphatase catalytic subunit 1
Exons: 9
Coding region: 133-1689 (518 amino acids)
Biological process (GO): protein dephosphorylation
Molecular function (GO): protein serine/threonine phosphatase activity; cation binding
Source: RefSeq, a predicted model, not a curated record